AUGCCAACCAAAGGCACUAGUGCUGCUCUGAAAGCGCAAGCUGCUGCUUCACCGCCGGCGGCUGACAAGUUGCUCAUCAUUGCGGCCUCCUUCCUCGACGGCGUGGUGUGUGUGUCAGGUGUGCCAAUGGUGGUGGCGCAGGCCGCGCAUGUGCCAUUCCCCUCUGGUGUCCACCUUGCUGCCUACCAGCUGUGCUUUAUGGUUCCGCAGCUCAUCACAACACUUGUGGCUGAGCAACUCACGCUGCACGUGAGUGCUUCCGCGCUACUCUUCUUCACGCUAAUGUGCACCACUGUCAGCACGGCUAUCGUAGCGCUAAGUCUGUCGCAGCGCUCACUGUCGCUCUUUUUUGCCUCUAAUUUUUUGAACGGCGUCUUCCGACACAACAAGAUACUCUUUGGCGCUACCGCGAGCGCGCUGCACAUGUCGACCACUGAUGUUAGAGCAGCUGCCCGGUACGGUAUGAUGGCUGGCAUGGUGCUUAGCGGAAUUGCAGGUGAUGCCAUGCAGAAUGCAGUACAUGUGGCACGCCUGUUCAUCGGGGUAGAAGCGCUCUCUGCGGCACUGGUGCUCACACGCUUCCUGUUUGGCAGUCGCACCGUCGUGGUGACCGCGCGAGCCAGUCAGGAGUACGUUCAGUGGCUCCCCUGUCUGACCCGAGCGCCGACAGUUGUGUACAGUGCCAUGGCGGCUCUCAUAGCCGUGAUAUUGGCUGCUUCGGUGAAUCAGGUGAUGUACCCCCUUGCGGGGCCCGCCUACGGCCUGCCGUACUUCUUCACGGGUGCACAGUUGUGUUUUCAUCUGGUGCUUCAAGUGAUUCUGAUGCCACAUGUCGUGGAGGUGGCAAAGCGUAUGGUACAGCAGUGGAAACCGAACGUGCUACUGGCCGGUAACGGAGAGGAAAGGUUGACGAUCAUUGCUGCACUAGUAAUGCUGGUAGGCUGCUCUGUCGUUCCAUACGCUGCUGAUCACGGGCCCAUCGUCUUUUAUCCUGCAUCGCUGGUUUUGGUGGACCUUCCCGGCGGCGUCCUCACCUCGCUCGCCGCGAGGGCCGUUGAGGAUGCGUUUGGAGGCGCCUCCGGUGACGCACCGAAGGUCACGACGCUGCUCGAUCACACGACGCUGCUGGUGAAGAUGUUUGCGGCUCCGCUGCGCAUCUGCACAGCGGCACGUUUCACGGGGCACAAGUACCCAGUGCGCUACAUCAGCGUCCCUCUGAUGACAUACAUUCUGGUGCGCGCCCGCACACACAAUGUAGCCUACGCGGCGGCUGGAAUGGCGGCAACGCUUCUUUUUCUCACCUCUACCGUCUCCUCUUUUGAAGGAGAGCUAUAG
Molecule: messenger RNA, 1335 nt
Organism: Leishmania braziliensis MHOM/BR/75/M2904
Lineage: Eukaryota; Euglenozoa; Kinetoplastea; Trypanosomatida; Trypanosomatidae
Exons: 1
Coding region: 1-1335 (444 amino acids)
Source: RefSeq, a predicted model, not a curated record